Molecule: messenger RNA, 4219 nt
Organism: Sesamum indicum (sesame)
Lineage: Eukaryota; Viridiplantae; Streptophyta; Magnoliopsida; Lamiales; Pedaliaceae
Product: PHD finger transcription factor
Biological process (GO): negative regulation of DNA-templated transcription; regulation of transcription by RNA polymerase II
Cellular component (GO): nucleus
Molecular function (GO): acyltransferase activity, transferring groups other than amino-acyl groups; transcription corepressor activity
Source: RefSeq, a predicted model, not a curated record
UAUGUAUAUAUAUAGAUGCAUCGAUAUGGUUUAUGUUACACGCACAACACACACUAAAUUGCCAGUGAGAGACGUACUUUAUGAGAAAUAAUUUCUUAAUUAAUGAAUGAAUGAGAGAGAGAGAGAGAGAGGGAGAGGAACUGAAAAGGAAAAUUGUAAAGAGAGCCGCAUUAUUAUUAUCGUAAGGCGGCACCAAGUAUUACAAAACCCCAAUGCAAUUAGACGAGUACUCAGAACGCAAAGAUAAUCUGCAAUGGCGGCCGAGAGGACCCGGAGAAAGCUGCUGCUUCAUGAAAAAGUUGAGGUGAGAAGUGUUGAAGAUGGGUUUCUUGGUUCAUGGCACGCUGGUAGAGUAAUUGGUUGUGAAGAUUUGGCUCGUGUAGUUCAGUAUGAUCACCUUCUCAAUGACGAAGGCUCUUGUAAUCUGACUGAACAUGUGGAGGUCAGUCCUGUAAUUGAUGGGUAUGGCAGUGGUGAAAUUGAGGUGUCCAAUAAUUACCGGGGCCUGAUAAGGCCUUCGCCACCUUCCUGUGUUCUGGGGCCAUGGUGUCUACACUAUGGACAAUGCGUCGACUUGUUUUAUGAGGAUGCCUGGUGGGAAGGUGUAAUAUUUGAUCAUGAAGAUGGAUGCGAACAACGGAGGAUUUUCUUUCCGGACAUGGGUGAUGAAAUGGAAGCCCGGAUUGACAAGCUGCGACCAAGUAAAGAUUGGGAUGAGGUUACUGAGGAAUGGAAACCUCGUGGAAACUGGUUGUUUCUUGAACUGAUUGAGGAAGUUGAGCAAGACUGGCCUUUGCCUGUCUCUGUGAAGCAAAUUUGGUAUGAAGUGAGGAUGAAGAAUGGCUUUGAAAAACUGAAGGAGUGGACUUCUUCUGGAAGGUAUAUUUGGAGAGAAUUAUUGUUGCAGGUGUUAUUUGAUAAUCUUAGGAUAACUGUUAAGCAGCUCUUCACAGAAUUGAAUUCUUCAUGGGACUCAGCAGAACUUGGACAACCAUUGCUGGAAUUUUCUGAAACAGCUUUUGAUGAUGUUGUGAAAACUGAAGGACUUUUUCAUAAUUCUCUGGAAGUUGUACCCUUUGAAGCUACUUCCCAGUUGGAUGGUGAAGGAAUUCUUCCGACUGAUCUAAAUGAUAAAAGCCAUCAUCAGGUUCAAGAAAAUAAUGACCGGGUUCCUAUUUCAACCAUGCUCACCGAUGAGCGAGCUCUAUCCGUUUCUAAUCUUCCGUUGCCACUUUUAUCUCAUAAUCGAGAUGAAGAUUCUGGAAUUGGUUCCAAUAUUUAUGAUGAAGCUCCUGGUACGAGCUUUAAAUUGCCAAACAUGGAGCGCAGGAUUUCAACACAGAGAAAGAAACUUGAGUGGCAGCCAGCUGUACCUGAAUUAAUUCCUGGAGCUGAGUUUUGCCCUGAUGCUAUUGAUGAGAUUAAUAAGAUGUUUAGGUUGAAUAAGAGGCCUCCAAGUACAGUAACGUUGAAUGCUAGGAAGCAUCUAUUGCAUUUGGACUGGAAAAUUGAAUUCGCAAAGGACAAGGGGAACCAUAGAAUACGUUAUCUUUCCCCUGAGGGAGAAUUGUUUUAUUCACUUUGUCAGGUUUGUCUGAAGUUUGACCAUGUACAUCAGGAGUUGGGGCCUGGUUCUCAAAUGCUCAUGAGCCAAAUUCCUGUCUGUUCACCUGGAGAAAUGCUCUCAACUCCAUUUGGUGGAAUGUCUCAAUCUUCCACUGAGUUGCCCGAGUUGUACAUUACUGAUGAGCCUGUUAUUGAACCUGAAUAUUGCCCUGAAGCAGUGAGGGAUUAUUACUUACUCAGCCUAGAGGAUAAACACUUCCAUCGUGGCUUAAGUACAGAGGUGAAAUGGAGAGCCCUUAAAGCGAAGAAACACUUAUCUUUUAUUGGGUGGUCUUUUUAUUACUUCCCAAGAGGAGAAAAGAGGGAAAUGCGGUAUAGCUCCCCAAGUGGAAAAGUGUUUUACUCUCUUCUUUCAGCCUGCAGAUGGUCUAUAGAAGCUGGUGCACUCACUUCCACUAAUCUCUCUACUACCUUAGGAAGAAUGGGAAAUGUAACUAUGAUCAAGGAUUUUGGUGACCCUUUGUCCAUCGAGAAAUCACAACUUCCAUUUCUUGCACUGGAAUCCCCAGGAAUUUCUGCUUUAGUGAAUGACAAAUCUGAGAAUCUACCAAAGGAGUCAUCUGACAUGUCAAAGAGUCUUGUUCAAUCAAUUGAAGGUGAAGUUUGUAAACGCAGAAUUUCAAGGAAGAGGAGGAAGCUUAAUAAAUCACAUCGUACUGAAGUUUCAUCAUUGCCAAAGAGGGGGAGGAAACCCUGUGUAUCAAUGAAAGUGAAAGGAGCUAUGUAUGCUGAUUCUUCAACCCCUGUGCGGCGAUCAAGUAAAAGAGCUCGGGAAAUGGUUGCUUCUUCCUCGCAGCAAGCUCCUCGAACGGUCUUGUCUUGGUUGAUUGACAACAAUGUGAUUUUGCCAAGAGCAAAAGUUCAUUAUCGUGGUAGAAAAAAUGGUCAUCCAAUGGCAGAAGGCCGAAUAGCUCGUGAGGGAAUAAAAUGUAGUUGUUGCGGAGUAAUCUUUAGUCUUAGUAACUUUGAAGCACAUGCUGGUAGCACCAAUCGCAGCCCUUCAGCUAAUAUUUUCGUGGAGGAUGGCAGAUCUUUGCUGGAGUGCCAGCUGCAACUGAAACAGCAAAAGACCAACAGAUGUUCAAGGUCAGAAUCACGUGAAAUUAAGGGAAGCCGGCGCAAUAGGAAAAAUGACUAUAUAUGUUCUGUCUGUCACUAUGGAGGUGAGCUAGUUCUGUGUGAUCAGUGUCCAUCCUCAUUUCAUACUCACUGCCUUGGUUUAAAGGAGGUUCCUGAUGGUGAUUGGUUCUGCCCAUUGUGCUGUUGUCAAAUUUGUGGCCAGAAUGGAUUUGAUAAAAAAAAUGGACUGGUCACUGGCUCUUUUGUUCUUAUUUGUGGUCAGUGUGAGCACCAAUAUCAUGCUGAGUGCCUCAGAAAGAAGGGAAUUAAAACUCCAGAUUGCUAUCCUGAAGGAUAUUGGUUCUGCGAUGACACAUGUAGACAGAUAUUUUCUGGUCUGCACAAGAUUCUGGGAAAACCAUUUCCUGUGGGGACUGAGGGUUUGACUUGGACUUUGGUGAAAUACAUAAAAUCUGAUUCUGUUGACCAGGAUGCAUCUGAUGAUGAGCCUGCAAUGGAGAGUUACAGCAAGCUUAAUGUUGCUCUUAGUGUGAUGCAUGAAUGUUUCGAACCUGUCAAAGAGCCUAGCACCAGAAGGGAUCUGGUUGAAGAUGUUAUUUUUAGUAGAUGGUCAGAGCUAAAUCGUUUAAACUUUCAAGGGUUCUAUACAGUACUAUUGGAGAAGAAUGAUGAAUUGAUUUCAGCAGCUACUGUGAGGAUAUAUGGCAAAAGAGUGGCAGAAGUCCCUCUGGUUGCAACACGGUUUCAAUAUCGUCGGCUUGGGAUGUGUCGUAUUUUAAUGAAUGAACUUGAGAAGAAACUCUUGGAAUUAGGAGUAGAGAGGCUUGUUUUGCCAGCAGUUCCUAGUGUACUGAACACAUGGACUACUUCAUUUGGAUUCUCUGUGAUGACUGAAUCAGAGAGAUUAAACUUUCUGGACUAUACCUUUCUAGACUUCCAGGGCACAGUAAUUUGCCAGAAGGUCUUAAUGAACAAUCUUUCCUCAACAUCAAGCAUAUCUACAGGAACACAGGCAAAUAGUUGCGACCAUGAGAACAAAAAUGUCAUCACUGAGUUAGAUGGAAACAGUACAGUGUCUGAAGUGUUUCAAGGGGAUCAAGUAGAGGAGGCCGACAUUAUGGAGCAAGGAUCUACAUGCAUGGCAACUGGUUUGGACAACAUUGGCAGUUGCCCGGCUCAAUUGGAACUUGUGAUGGAUCAACCGACACUUUCCAACUGUUUACCAUUCCAGACCAAGAUCUCAAUCGAAUGCCCCGUGGGAGUCUCCAACGACAAGCAAGCUGAAGACAACAGUGAAGGACUUCUCAAAUGCUACAAGCGAAGGAGAAUAUCAGCCUGUUGAGGUCAGUCCUUGCGAGAAAGUACUCAAUAAAAAGACACCUUACUCAGGCAGAUGAAUCUUAAGUUUUUUGUCCAGAACUCCAUCCUUUUCCUUGUACACCGGCAUAAUUCCGGGUAGUAGCUGAGUAGCCUUCGAAAGCUCGUGUUUGUUUCCAUGUACAGAUGACUAGCU